AUGGACGUUUUAACCAACUUCUGCAUCGUUACACAAAGCGCACGUCAACCAACACGGAGUGAGAGACAACAUUCCAUAUUAAUUUCGAAUACACAAUGGCUUCCACAACCACCAGAGGCAGACCUGGUCAACUUUACGAUUUUGGACAUUUUGCAGGUUAAGGUAAUCAAUAAAUGGUUUUGUCACUUCGAUGAUGACAAUUAUGUUAACGUACCACGCCUUGUUAAGCUAUUGGACGAAUACAGUCCAUCAGUGGACUGGUAUUUGGGCAAACCUAGUAUUUCGUCGCCACUGGAAAUUCACUUUGAUAGCAAGAACCAAUCGACCAACAAGAAGAUAACCUUUUGGUUUGCAACAGGCGGUGCUGGCUUUUGCCUCAGUCGUGCUCUAACUCUUAAGAUGCUACCAAUUGCUGGUGGUGGUAAAUUUAUUAGUAUUGGGGACAAAAUACGGUUUCCAGAUGACGUGACAAUGGGUUUCAUAAUUGAACAUUUAUUGAAGGUGCCAUUAACUGUCGUCGAUAAUUUCCAUUCACAUUUGGAACCUAUGGAGUUUAUACGUCCAGAAACAUUUCAAGAUCAAGUUUCUUUCAGUUACGCACAUAUGAAAAAUCAAUGGAAUGUCAUAAAAGUUGAUGGAUUUGAUUUAAAAACAGAUCCAAAACGAUUUUAUUCAUUGCACUGUCAAUUGUUUCCAUAUUUUAGUUUCUGUCCACCAAGAUGAUCCCUUAAACUAAAUGCUUAAAAUCAAUUUGUUGUUAGUCAAAAAUUGAUCGUAGUUUAAUAUGCAGAUGGUUGCAAGAAUUAAGUAAAUUAUUGUUGUAGCAGCAAAAAAACUCAAAAUGUUGUUGAUUUAGUUGAAAACUAAUAAAAUCUCAGAACUGUGAUGUAAUUUUAGUUAAAAAUUAUACUAUUGUAAAUAUUAGCGAAACAUAAAUCCUAAAAGUAAAUAAAUGUCCCUUAUUAUUGUAUCUUAAAUUUUAUGCUUGCCUUUAAAUAAAAAAAAAUACUUCUGUCCUGUGUUUUAAUAAAUUGUUUAAAUUAUAUACAAUACAUUUUUUUGCAAUUUUUAUACAUAUAAUGAGCUUCCAUAUUAACCACUUCCGUUUAUUGUAUUUAAAAUGUGCUUCCUUUAAGUAUAUUUUAUAUAAAAAAUCUUUUAUAUAUGUAUUUCUAGUCUCUUAAGGAGAAUUUAAUUGUAAAAUAUUUAAAAUAUUCCUAAUAAAAUAAUUAAUACACUUAAACCAUUUAUUGAUAUCAUUAAGUUGUAGUGUGAUUGUAUAAAAAAUUGUUGUAGUCUUAAAAUUUGCAUAAAUUAAAUUGAAUA
This is a messenger RNA of Teleopsis dalmanni, 1326 nucleotides long. Its product is annotated as fringe glycosyltransferase-like. The transcript is spliced from 4 exons. The coding region runs from base 1 to 723 and encodes 240 amino acids. Gene Ontology annotation, biological process: regulation of Notch signaling pathway. Gene Ontology annotation, cellular component: membrane. The record is from RefSeq and is a predicted model, not a curated record. Lineage: Eukaryota; Metazoa; Arthropoda; Insecta; Diptera; Diopsidae. Gene Ontology annotation, molecular function: O-fucosylpeptide 3-beta-N-acetylglucosaminyltransferase activity.